GACGGAGCGUGCUGUCCAAACAGCCAAUCGGCGAGGACAAGGUCCGAGCAGCGUUGCCCCUGGGCGGGGCGGGGCAGGCCCGGGCCCGUCAGUGGCGAGAAUGGCGGCGGCGGCGGCAACAAGCGGGCCUGGCCCGCUGCGCGUGGGCUUCGUGGGCGCCGGCCGCAUGGCGGAAGCCAUCGCGCAGGGCCUCAUUCGAGCAGGAAAAGUGGAAGCUCAGCACGUGCUGGCCAGUGCGCCAACUGACAGGAACCUCUGCCACUUCCAGGCUCUGGGCUGCCAGACUACCCACUCCAACCAGGAGGUGCUGCAGAGAUGCUCGCUUAUCUUCUUUGCCACCAAGCCCCACAUCCUGCCAGCUGUCCUGGUAGAGGUGGCCCCUGUGGUCACCACUGAGCACAUCUUGGUGUCUGUGGCUGCUGGGGUCUCUCUGAGCACCCUGGAGAAGCUGCUGCCCCCAGCCACACAGGUGCUGCGGCUCUCACCCAACCUACCCUGUGUGGUCCAGGAGGGGGCCAUGGUGGUGGCUCGGGGCCGCCAUGCCGGGAGCAGUGAGGCCAAGCUCCUGCAGACCCUGCUGGAGGCCUGCGGGCAGUGCGAAGAGGUACCUGAAGCCUAUGUAGACAUCCACACCAGCAUCAGUGGCAGCGGUGUGGCAUUUGUAUGUGCCUUCUCUGAGGCCCUGGCUGAAGGUGCCGUCAAGAUGGGCAUGCCCUGUGGCCUGGCCCACCGGAUUGCUGCCCAGACCCUGCUAGGGACAGCCAAGAUGCUGCUGCAAAAGGGCCAGCACCCAGCUCAGCUGCGGACAGAUGUGUGCACACCAGGGGGCACUACCAUCUAUGGGCUCCAUGCCCUGGAGCAGGGCGGGCUGCGCGCAGCCACCAUGAGCGCGGUGGAAGCCGCCACCGGCCGGGCCAAAGAGCUCAGCAGGAAGUAGGGGGUAGGCACUGCAUAGGGCCACAGCCCAGCCCCCCACCCCAGUCCCUCCCUCUCUGGCCCCUUCCAAGGACUAUAGUCCUCUCCAAACUGCAGGAGCCUCCAGAGCUUCCCAGGAAAUCAGACAGGACAGGACUGGAGGGCUUUGCAGGCAGGGGGUCCCCUCCCCAGGGGGAACUACCCCCACGUCCCUGUGGGGAAGAAGACACUGUGGUGGAGGCCCUCCGUAAGGAGUGGUCUGGAACCUGAAGCCCCAAGUGCUGGCACUGCUGGUCAGGUACCCCGUGUGGUCAGCCAGCUGCGGGGGGCAGAGGCAGAGACCCUCUCAGCAAAGCCAGCGGUGUCAUGCCACCACAUCUGUCCUGUCUGUGGGUUGGCCAGCCUCAGGGUGGGGCUACCCCAGGGAGCUGGGCUCUGAUUCUAACAGCCACUGGGAAGAGAGGGGGACUGGGUGCUGCCUCCCUGGCUGAGGAGGAGCUGAUCCAGGUCCCCCCCGGGAGCCCUCACGAGCAGGGUGCUGGGCAGGCCUGCCUCUGCUCCGGUCAGCAGGCUGGUGGAAGAGCUGCCCGAGGUCUGGGAGGAUGGGCCCUGGCCACUGGGGAGCAGAGACCUGGCUUUAGCUGAGUAUGGGCGCCUCCCCUAGCCCCUAGCUGCCCUGAUGACAGCUUUGGGUCAGGAGUCCUCGAGUGUCACAUGACCUCUGUCUGCAGGACUUGGUUCUUGGUCAUGUCCCUGAACAGACCACCAGGCCAGGAAAGCCAGGAACGUGGGGCCCGAAGCAAGGCCUUGAAGCCUUUGGAAGGGGGCAGGCUGCCUGCAGCUCUGGGCACUCUGGGGCCUCCCCACCCCACACAGGCCUGAGUGCUAGAGCUCCCCUCACUUCCACCUGGUGGCCUCCUGAGACUGUGCAUGGGCGGAGGGGGCUGGUGCCCCUGCUGUGCUGCUGGUGGGCUCGCAGACUCAGCGAAUUCACCUGCCAUUGCCUGGACGGCUCAGCACAUGCACACGGCAGGGCUGCUCUUGAGCAGCCCUGCUCUCUCCAUCCGCAGCCUCCCAGUCUGCACUCACCCGCAGCCCCUCACCCUAUCCUCCCCAACCCUCCCAGCCCUGAAGUUCGUGCCUCCCACCCCAACCUGGCUAGCUUUUCUGCUAUGGGCCCUGGCUGACCCAUAGCAGACUGGCUAUGCUUUUCUGCUUGUUACAAGGGUCAAUCUGAGUCCAGUUCCACACCUGAUUUAUCUGUGAAAUGGGAAUAAAAAUACUGUCCUGUA
This is a messenger RNA of Manis pentadactyla (Chinese pangolin), 2207 nucleotides long. RefSeq names its product pyrroline-5-carboxylate reductase 3 (gene PYCR3). The record is from RefSeq and is a predicted model, not a curated record. Bases 101 to 937 code for a protein of 278 amino acids. The transcript has 6 exons. Gene Ontology annotation, molecular function: pyrroline-5-carboxylate reductase activity. Gene Ontology annotation, biological process: L-proline biosynthetic process. NCBI's taxonomy places the organism in Eukaryota, Metazoa, Chordata, Mammalia, Pholidota, Manidae.